Messenger RNA from Erinaceus europaeus (western European hedgehog), 1628 nucleotides. It is a transcript of the gene FH, whose product is annotated as fumarate hydratase. Lineage: Eukaryota; Metazoa; Chordata; Mammalia; Eulipotyphla; Erinaceidae. Gene Ontology annotation, cellular component: tricarboxylic acid cycle heteromeric enzyme complex; mitochondrion. The record is from RefSeq and is a predicted model, not a curated record. Gene Ontology annotation, molecular function: fumarate hydratase activity. The transcript is spliced from 10 exons. Gene Ontology annotation, biological process: malate metabolic process; fumarate metabolic process; tricarboxylic acid cycle. The coding region runs from base 45 to 1577 and encodes 510 amino acids.
UGGCUACAGGUGCCCAGAUAGUCUACCCCGGAUACCCACGCGCCAUGUACCGCGCACUCCGUCUCCUGGCGCGCUCGGUUUGCCACUCCCGGGCUCUGGGUUCAUACUUAGCCUCAGCUCCUGGCUUUGGUGAUCCAGCGGUCCUCCGGAUCCGGUGUCCGAACUCCGCCAGAAUGGCAAGCCAAAAUUCUUUUCGCAUAGAAUAUGACACCUUUGGUGAACUCAAGGUCCCAAAUGAUAAAUAUUAUGGUGCCCAGACUGUGAGAUCUACUAUGAACUUUAAGAUUGGAGGCGUGACAGAACGUAUGCCAAUCCCAGUUAUUAAGGCAUUUGGCAUCUUGAAGCGAGCAGCUGCUGAAGUAAACCAGGAUUAUGGUCUUGAUCCAAAGAUUGCUAGUGCAAUAAUGAAAGCAGCAGAUGAGGUAGCUGAAGGCAAAUUAAAUGAUCAUUUUCCUCUAGUGGUAUGGCAGACUGGAUCAGGAACACAGACAAAUAUGAAUGUAAAUGAAGUUAUUAGCAACAGAGCUAUUGAAAUGCUAGGAGGUGAACUUGGCAGCAAGAAACCUGUGCAUCCCAAUGAUCAUGUAAAUAAAAGCCAGAGCUCAAAUGAUACCUUUCCCACAGCAAUGCACAUUGCUGCUGCAAUAGAAGUACAUGAAGUACUGCUACCAGGACUGCAGAAACUACAAGAUGCCCUUGAUGCAAAAUCUAAAGAAUUUAACCACAUCAUCAAAAUUGGCCGCACUCACACACAGGAUGCUGUACCACUUACUCUUGGACAGGAAUUUAGUGGUUAUGUUCAACAAGUCAAAUAUGCAUCAAUGAGGAUAAAAGCUGCCAUGCCAAGAAUCUAUGAGCUUGCAGCUGGAGGCACUGCUGUUGGUACUGGUUUAAAUACUAGGAUUGGCUUUGCGGAAAAGGUUGCUGCAAAAGUGGCUUCGCUUACAGGCUUACCUUUUGUCACAGCUCCAAAUAAGUUUGAAGCUUUGGCUGCUCAUGAUGCCUUGGUUGAACUCAGUGGAGCCAUGAACACUACUGCUUGCAGUCUGAUGAAGAUAGCAAAUGAUAUUCGUUUUCUGGGCUCUGGUCCCCGCUCAGGUUUGGGAGAACUGAUUUUGCCUGAAAAUGAGCCAGGAAGCAGUAUCAUGCCAGGCAAGGUGAACCCUACCCAGUGUGAAGCAAUGACCAUGGUAGCAGCCCAAGUUAUGGGAAAUCAUGUUGCUGUUACUGUUGGAGGCAGCAAUGGACAUUUUGAGUUGAAUGUUUUUAAGCCAAUGAUGAUUAAAAAUGUGUUGCACUCAGCCAGGCUGCUAGGGGAUGCCGCAGUUUCAUUCACAGAAAACUGUGUGGUAGGAAUACAGGCCAACACAGAAAGAAUCAACAAACUAAUGAAUGAAUCUCUAAUGUUGGUGACAGCUCUUAAUCCUCAUAUAGGGUAUGACAAGGCAGCAAAGAUUGCUAAGACAGCACACAAAAAUGGAUCAACCUUAAAGGCAACUGCUAUUGAACUAGGUUAUCUCACAGCCGAACAGUUUGAUGAAUGGGUAAAACCUAAAGACAUGCUGGGUCCCAAGUGAUUUAAAUGAAUUUAUAAUAAAAACAGUUAUGCUGUAUUACCUAAAAAAAAA